CGACCUUCUAUUUAAACCUUCCUCUCGCUCACGAAGAUUAAGGCUUAAAACUGGGACGAGCAAGGGGAAGAGCAACAGCAGCUGCGCGCGGCGGGGACGACGUGAUGGUGGUGGUUCUGCAGGGGAAGAGCGAGCGGAUGACGGUGGCGGCCAAGACGGAGAGGAAGGUGGAGAUCCGGGAUCGGGUGGCGGUCAAGACGGAGACGAAGGUGAAGAUCCGGGAAGGGGUGGUGGUCAAGACGGUGAGGAAGGUGGAGGUCCGUGAUCGGGUGUUGGUCAAGACGGAGAAGCAGGUGGAGGCUCGGGAUCGAGCGGAGAAAAAGUUGGAGGUCCUCACCCCCGCUAAGAGUAAACCCGAAUCCGAUAACAAGAAAAUUAAGGCGACAACGGUGGUGCUAAAAGUAGAGUUACGUUGCCCUUGCAAGGGACACAUGGACAAAAUCCACAAAACUAUGGAAGAGAUUAAAGGAGUGAAGAAGGUGGUGGUGGACCCAGAGAGGAAUCUGGUCACCGUCCAAGGAACAAUGAACGGGAAAGCAUUGCCGGCGAUCUUUGAGGCGAAGCUGAAUUGGAAAGCUGAGGUGGUGGAGCCUAAGAAGGAGAAGAAAAAGGAUAUCGACCAGCAGAGGAGAAGAUCAUGAAGGUGAACAUGACGGUGGCAGAGGCUGGUUGGACGGGUUACUAUAAUAAUGGGUACACUUACCCCCACGCGCGGCAGCGUUGCCGUAUUUCUAUGAUUACGUUUGCUGUUGUUAGUUUUUUAUAAUUCAGAUUACAAUAGAAUUGCAAAUUUUCGUGAGUUAAAUAAAUCCAUCGAAUAUAACGCUAGGAUUCAACA
This is a messenger RNA of Zingiber officinale, 838 nucleotides long. Its product is annotated as heavy metal-associated isoprenylated plant protein 3-like. Bases 105 to 641 code for a protein of 178 amino acids. Gene Ontology annotation, molecular function: metal ion binding. The transcript is spliced from 4 exons. Lineage: Eukaryota; Viridiplantae; Streptophyta; Magnoliopsida; Zingiberales; Zingiberaceae. The record is from RefSeq and is a predicted model, not a curated record.